GAUGGUCACCUACGACUUCGCCACAGCCACGCCGCUCAUUUCCUUUGGGGCGGUGCUGGGAAAGACCAGCCCUGUCCAGCUGCUCAUGAUGGGCGUCAUUGAGAUUGUGCUGGCUCAGCUCAACGAGUACAUCGGCGUAGAGCUUCUACAUGUCAAGGAUAUUGGCGAGUCUAUAUUCAUCCACAUAUUUGGCGCCUAUUUCGGGCUGGCUGUCGCCAGAGUUCUGUUUUCUGAAGACAUCGACAAAUCUGAUAAAGAAGGAACUGUUUAUCAUUCUGAUUUAUUUUCUAUGAUCGGCACACUAUUUCUCUGGAUCUUUUGGCCUUCGUUCAAUGGAGGAUUCGCUGACGACCAGCAGCAGAGAGACCGGGCUUAUCUCAACACGUUCCUCUCACUGUGUGCCUGCUCCGUGAUGACUUUUGCCGUGUCGGCGAUCGUUGACAGUAGAGGCAGGUUCAGUAUGGUGCACGUUCAGAACUCAACACUAGCAGGUGGCGUAGUUGUCGGAGCUACAGCCAACAUGCCCAUGCAGCCGUUCGGAGCCAUGAUAUUUGGUGCUACCGCGGGGAUCGUCAGUGUGCUGGGCUACAAGUUCUUGACGCCAUUUCUGGCUAAACAUUUGAAGAUUCACGACACCUGUGGCGUUCACAACCUUCAUGGCAUGCCUGGGGUUUUGGCAGCAAUCGGUUCCUCGAUCCUGGCAGCUGUGUCUGGCACCUGGAGCCUGCAUGA
Candidula unifasciata is the source of this 732-nucleotide messenger RNA. Lineage: Eukaryota; Metazoa; Mollusca; Gastropoda; Stylommatophora; Geomitridae. The record is from the annotation of a GenBank genome assembly.